Boeremia exigua is the source of this 1872-nucleotide messenger RNA. Its product is annotated as glycosyl hydrolase family 71-domain-containing protein. Gene Ontology annotation, biological process: mating projection tip cell wall disassembly. The transcript is spliced from 4 exons. The record is from RefSeq and is a predicted model, not a curated record. Gene Ontology annotation, molecular function: glucan endo-1,3-alpha-glucosidase activity. The annotation marks the transcript as partial. Lineage: Eukaryota; Fungi; Ascomycota; Dothideomycetes; Pleosporales; Didymellaceae.
CGCGGUGUGUUUGCACAUUUCAUGGUUGGAAAUACAGGCAACUUUACUACACAGGAUUGGGCCACCAACAUGAACAAGGCAGCAUCUGUCGGCAUACAAGCAUUUGCACUGAAUAUGGCUGCCGAUUGGCCAUACAAUUCACAGUCUCUUGAAUAUGCAUUUGCGGCUGCCCACACGACCGGAUUCAAACUCUUCUUCUCCUUCGAUUAUCCAGGUGGUGCAUAUCCUUGGGAUCAGAAUGUGGUCAUUAACUACCUCAAUAAGUGGGGUGGAGAUAGCAACUAUUGGCAACAUGCCCCAGGCAAGCCACUCGCAUCCACCUUUGAGGGCCCCGGCAAUGCAGCAGACUGGCAUAACAUCAAAGCCAAAACAGGUUGCUUCUUCAUGCCAGACUGGUCUUCUGUGGGAGCCUUCCCAGCAAUUGGUCUGGCUGAGGGUGUUGCUGACGGGCUGUUCAGCUGGGCAGCAUGGCCGUAUGGUAAGCGUAAAACCGACACGUACUCUGAUCAUUCCUACAUACAAGCUCUUGGUGGAAGUGAUCCUUCAAAAGGUUCUACUAAGCCAUACAUGAUGCCUGUGUCCCCGUGGUUUUUCACGAAUAUGCCUGGUUUCAACAAGAAUUGGAUGUGGCGAGGUGGUAACUUGUGGUACGAACGAUGGCAGCAGGUUUUUGAACUGCAGCCCGAAUACGUUCAAAUCAUCUCCUGGAACGACUUCGGUGAAUCUCACUACAUCGGUCCGCUAGACGACAAACAGUACGAAGCUUUUGCCAUCGGCAGAGGUGAUUCCCCUUUCAACUAUGUCCGCGACUUUGACCAUACUGGUUGGCUUACACAUUUGCCAUUCAUGAUCCAGAGAUAUCUCAAAGGAACGGCACAGUUUACAAAAGAAAGCGCUGUCGUAGCCCACCAGGUCACGUUGACUUCUUCAUGUUCAGGCGGCGGAACAACAGGAAACACGGCAUCCCAACUCCAACUGGAGUUUGCACCAAAGGAAAUAUCACCAGAUUCCUUGUAUGUUGCAGCCCUAUUGACUGCUCCUGCGUCAUUCUCCGUCAGUGCCCCUGGCAAGGCGUCAUACGUAUCAGUCGCAGACAAUAAGUGGGACAUCAUUCCUGAUGGCGGUAUUGGCAUGUACUACAAGUCCGUUCCAAUGGCAGGAGCUGGAGAGCAUACCAUCACGCUUCGACGCGGAGGUUCAGUACUAAACGAGUUCAAAACAACUGUUCAAAGCACAUGUUACGCAGGAAAUAUGGCCAACUGGAACGCCCGAGUCACCUCCUCUCAGUGGACCAACGGAUUUGCCGCCAAAACUUGGUCACCGACACUUACGCGCGCUCAGCAAAGCUGCAUACAGGGCUGGGGCGAGGGAAACUUUAACGUGAUUUGUGAUUACACUUGCAAGAACGGCUAUUGUCCUGACUCUUGUGUAUGCGAGAAUAUGGGUAUACCAAAGCCUCAAAAGAGAGCAGACGUUACAGGGCCUGGAUACCCUAAGAAUGGCGACGCCAACUAUGCAGGUCUCUGUGACUUCGCCUGCAAUCGUGGCUUCUGUCCGGAGGGAGCGUGUUCUAAAACGCCGGUGGCUCAGUACAUCCCAAAAGUUUCGCCAUUCACGCCAGAUACUUGUGUAGCCGGAACAACAUCUGGGGACUUCAAGUCGCUAUGCGACUUUGGUUGCAAAUACGGAUACUGCCCUCGGAACACAUGUGCGUGCUCGGCCACCGGGCCAUUGAACUUGCCUCCAGAUGUAAACGAUCUGGCUAUCAAGCCGCGCAUGUUCUUAGGCCUCAGUGACGACGGACUCUGCAAUUUCGGUUGCAGUCGUGGCAAGGAUGGUCGAAAUGUACAAUGCCCUCUUGUCUGCAGCAAC